UUUGUACUUGUUCUCUCAACGAGGUUGAGGCAGAACAGCGCCAUUUGUGACAGCGUACAUGUAGAUGUAACACAGUCCUCACUCACUCGGAGAUUUAUGAACCUGCCACAAAAUAGCCGUACGGAAACUCAAACGAGCGAAGUAGGUGGCCCUAAACGCAGCCUGAGUCUAUAUGAACAAGAGGUGAAAAAACGUCUGAAAUGGCCUGAAGCUUAUCGUGACUUCACUGUUAAAACCAGCAAGGACCAUUUAAUGGAGGAAAAUCUGACAUUGCUCAACCUCAAGGCCAGUGUGACCCGCUAACUGGCAGUAGCAGCAGAGGACAAUAAUGGUUGACAUUUCACAAGAUCGGGGUGUUGACCCUGCCGACCUUCGUGAUCACCUCCUGGAGCUCUGGGCAAAGAGGGAGCUCUCCCAGCUGCGCGCAGAGGCCCGUAGGGGCUUCUCUGGCCUGCAGGACCCCCUGAGCGGCCUUUUGUGCAUCCUGGAGGGCUGCCUGGAGUUACAGAGGGCUAAGGCUAACUCGCUCAGCCAGUGCGUCCUAGCGGAAUUCCAGAUCUGGAGGCAGGGCCGCCCCCAGGUCUGUCUGCAGCAGGAACAAGCAGGGCGGGCGAGAGAACUGCAGCUCAGGGCGCUGGGUCUGCUCAGCGACCCCCAGCCCAGCUUCAUUGACCCCCUGCUGGACGUAUACCAUCUGCACUGCCUGGACCGAGGCCUGUUGCUGGCACAUAUGAGAAAACUGCAGGCCGCUGGCUGCCACAGAGAGGCAGUGUUGCUGAGCACCAAGCUGGAGCUGCAGGCCGAUCUGGAUGUGGAGGAGAUGUGCGUGCCCCUCAUCCUGCAGGACAAGCUGCAGUUGGCUGAAUCAUACGUGCGGGGACACCGUCAUCUAGAGGAGUGGCUGGUUAAGCUCCUGGACUCGUGGUGUCACCCGGAUUUCAGCGUGGCCCAGUUAGAAAGGCGGUAUCCUGACCUGUGUCUGUCUCAGCACCAAGCCCAACGCAUUCAGCCCAAGAUUCUCAGCAAGCAGGUGUUCCGGCUAAUGCAGCAGUUCAACCUUGACUCAGCCCUGUGUCCCAAUUCUGUCACCAAGAGGAAGCUGGAUUCUCUGAAGUUUCUCAUGUACAAGAAGUUUAUUGAGAAGACCAUGUCUGAAGAGAACUGGAGUGACCAUGUUGAGGCGACAGUAGGGGACAGUCCAGCACUGCAGGCUCGCCUUCUGGAGCUCCUGGUUAAGUACAGCGGCCUGAAGACGGCGGCAUGGUGGUCACUGCACCACGGCGUCCCCAAGGAGAACGUGCCUCCUGAGGUGUGGGAGGCGCAGCAGAGUCUACCUCCCCCACAUCGAUCUGAGGACGCCUGUCUGUCGCCAGAGCCCUGGGACCUCCCUGGGACUGAGCGAGAUCGGUAUUACCAGCUUCCUGUUUCCAAGGAACACGUCCAUUUCGUCAACACCCUGGAGCUGCUGGAUCUGUGCAGAGAGGUGGCACUGCAGCCCGGCUCCCUGGUCGGAGUGGACAUGGAGUGGCGUGCACGCUUCGGCUGUGUCGCCCCGCAGAAGGUGGCUCUCAUCCAGCUGGCGACGCCGGGCCACGUCUUCCUGUUGGACCUGUGUGCCGCGGACUUCUCCCGGCACCUUUCCAUGGUCCAGGCCGUCCGGCAGCUUUUUGCCGAUCCCUCCAUCCUCAAGCUGGGCUACAGCAUGUCCGGCGACCUCAGCAGCCUCUUGGCGACGUGGUCUGAGUUUGUCGAUGAGCCUCUGAAGGUGGAUGGAGUCCUGGACCUGCUCCCCAUCCACAAACAGAUUCAGCGGAGUUACCGGGGUUCUUUGGCCGGGGGGCCUCGGGAGGUGGACGUGAUGGAGGGGGCCGGGGAGAAGGGGCUCAGCCUGCUGGUGAAGCAAGUGCUGGGGAAGCCCUUGAACAAAGCGGAGCAGCUUUCCAACUGGGAGAGGCGGCCGCUGAGGAACAGCCAGCUGCGCUAUGCCGCCAAUGAUGCGUACUGUCUGCUAGAUGUCUACCUCGCUCUGUCCCAAGAGCCAGCACGCUACGGCCUACCCGCCAACCUCUGCUGCGCCCCCGCAGGUCAGGCUGGGAACUGCAAAGAGGCGAAGAAGCCGAGAGAGAAAAGAAAGCAAGCCCGACCUCCCAGGGUGACCCCUGGUGACCCUGGCGCGGUGGGCAGCGUCCUGGCCUCCGCCGUGCAGCUGGGCCCCCCCAUGGAACCCCGCCAGCUGCGCGUGGUGUGUGACAACAUGCUCCAGGGACUGGGCCGCUACCUGCGCUGCCUGGGGGUGGACGUGCUCAUGUUGGAGAACACCGACGACCACAGAGUCGCAGCCAAACUCGCCCGAGCGGAGGGUCGUGUCAUUCUCACCUGCGGCCAGCCGUACCAGACCUUGAAGUCACAGGUGGGUGAGGGUCGCUGCCUGCUGUUGGACUGCUCAGAGAAGGCCCGGGACCAGGCCGUCAGGGUCCUCAGGCACUUCCGCAUCCGCCUGACGCCUGAUGACAUCUUCAGCCGCUGCCAGGCAUGUAAUGGGGACCAGUACAUGAAGCUUCCCAGGGAGGAGAUGGCACGCAUGCUGAAAGAGAGAGGGCUCAUGGAGGAGCAGUUGGAGCCUGCUGAGGACUGGGAGGAGGAGUAUGAGCCAUCGAACCUCCCAGCCACGUCACCUGGCAGAGAACGAGUGAGCACCAGGUACGCGCCUCACUGUCGCUGGGCCCCCGCCUCAGACCUGGACCCAGACACUUUGACUUUCCCCAGCGGGGCCCAGCUGCAGAUCCACACAGUGCCAGUGGGGCUGCUUUCCAACGUGGCCUUGUUCUUCAUCUGCACUACGUGUGGAAAAGUGUUCUGGGAGGGCUCCCAUUUUGACCGGGUUCUGAACCAGUUCCAAGAGGUGCUGAGCAUCAGUGAAGAUUCAGGCACCUCCAGCGGUUCCAUUUAGCCUGGUCUGGUAGGGAGCUUGAAGGUGCAGUUUGUUGGGACACCACUACUGUCCCGUAGAAUUUCACGGAAAGUGAUUCGGUUAGAUGUACAUGGGAAACCUCAGGCAUCAUUUACUUCCUCUCUCUUUAAUUAUCCUUUAUACCUUGAUUUAUUCAGUUGCUGGGUUGCUUCAUUUCCCCAUUUAAAAAUAUACUGUUUCAUCAUACAUUUUUAAAAUCCAUUGUUUAGUGAUAUGUACUGUUUCAUCAUACAUUUUUAAAAUCCACUGUUUAGUGUUUUUUUUUUUAAGAUAUUAUUUUCCAGUGCCCUCCUUUGAAUACUGUUGGAGAUUGAAAUUGAAAUUUACGAACUAACCUCACUAACUUACUAUUAAUGAAAUCUCUUCCGGUAGGCAGAGAGUUUUUUUUUUUUUUUAAUUGGAUAAAUGGAUCUGUGGUUGGCUGUAAUAGCAUGUUUUAUGGACAACACAAAAAUUAUUAAAUUUGCUGUGCAAAUGCAA
Brienomyrus brachyistius is the source of this 3451-nucleotide messenger RNA. RefSeq names its product exonuclease 3'-5' domain containing 3 (gene exd3). Lineage: Eukaryota; Metazoa; Chordata; Actinopteri; Osteoglossiformes; Mormyridae. Gene Ontology annotation, molecular function: 3'-5' exonuclease activity; nucleic acid binding. Gene Ontology annotation, biological process: nucleobase-containing compound metabolic process. The record is from RefSeq and is a predicted model, not a curated record. Bases 329 to 2950 code for a protein of 873 amino acids. The transcript has 21 exons.